Saccostrea echinata is the source of this 1123-nucleotide messenger RNA. RefSeq names its product prostaglandin E2 receptor EP4 subtype-like. Gene Ontology annotation, molecular function: G protein-coupled receptor activity. Gene Ontology annotation, biological process: inflammatory response; adenylate cyclase-activating G protein-coupled receptor signaling pathway; positive regulation of cytosolic calcium ion concentration. Gene Ontology annotation, cellular component: plasma membrane. The record is from RefSeq and is a predicted model, not a curated record. NCBI's taxonomy places the organism in Eukaryota, Metazoa, Mollusca, Bivalvia, Ostreida, Ostreidae. Bases 1 to 1017 code for a protein of 338 amino acids. The transcript is spliced from 2 exons.
AUGUCGUCUACUUCAGUCUUCGAUUAUCAACAUUCCAAUUCAUCAUCAGGUCUCAUUGAGUCACCUUCCAUUGUGCCUCCUGUAUUACUGUGUCUUCUUGGGAUUGUUGGCAAUAGUCUCGCCGUCGUCAUAGUGUGUUGCUCAGUAAAAACCCACCAGUGGCGACCAUUUUAUCACUUUGUGUGUGGACUUGCUAUAACUGAUGGUUUCGGAGUGAUGUUUGCGGUUCCUUUUGCUGUCGUUAGAUACGCAACAAAUUUCGAGUAUACUUAUUCUCAAACGGUAUGUGAUUACAUGGCUGUCAUUCAGAUGUUUACAAUAAUUGCUUCUGCAAUGAUCGUAUGCACAAUGUCAAUGGAACGAUUUUUGGCUCUUUUAUUUCCUUAUGAAUUUCAGUCAUUGACAAAAGGUGCUCGAAGCACUGUGAUAUUAUUCUGUAUUUGGGGUGUGUCUGCUUUCCUAUCGUCUGGUCAUCUUAUGGCGGGAAGACCCAGUAAGCGAUUUUAUCCGGAUUCCUGGUGUUUCGUUAACUUUGAAUCCCAGGAUGCAACAGAUCGAGGAUUUGCUUACCUGUAUGUUUUGAUGGGACUUCUUGUACUGCUUACCACCUUUGGUACCAAUGUAAUUCUGAUGGUGGUAAUCCUCAAAAGGAAGGGGACAAAUCACUCUACAAGUGUUGCAAACAAGCAUGGAACUCGUAUUAUUCUAUUCCUAUUCUCGGUUGUGCUGCUGUAUAGCAUAUGUAGUUUGCCAAUACUGAUAAAUAUGCUCGGCCAUCUUACUGGAACUUUCGAAGGUACACCGAGCUUUGAAUUGCUUGGCAUAGAAAUGGCAACAACUAAUUCAAUCAUAGAUCCAUGGAUUUAUAUAAUCUUUCGCAAAGAAUCAUUUAACUUCGUCCAUGAAAUAUAUAAUAAAUGUACAUGCAUCCAAUGUAAUUCCAGAAAAAAUGAACUUCAGAUGCAAACUACCGAAUCUCGAGUGGAACUUGAUAGUUUGACUAUAUCGUCGGUGUAGAAUACGCAAGUUUCGAGAUUAUCAUUCGUUACGGAAAGGAGUUUUGUUUCCGCAUAAACCGGCUGGUAGAACAGUUACUUAUAAUUGAUACUUUACAUCAUCGAUA